Penicilliopsis zonata CBS 506.65 is the source of this 870-nucleotide messenger RNA. RefSeq lists its product as hypothetical. Lineage: Eukaryota; Fungi; Ascomycota; Eurotiomycetes; Eurotiales; Aspergillaceae. The transcript has 2 exons. Gene Ontology annotation, biological process: protein lipoylation. The record is from RefSeq and is a predicted model, not a curated record. Bases 1 to 870 code for a protein of 289 amino acids. Gene Ontology annotation, molecular function: lipoyl(octanoyl) transferase activity. Gene Ontology annotation, cellular component: mitochondrion.
AUGAAGCUCGCCCACCUCCACCUCCCCAACAUCACCCCGUUCUCGCGGGUCUCCCAGAUCCAGCAACAGCUCACGUCGCAACUGCUAGCACACAAAAAGACCUCUUCCUCAAUCUCUCCUACCCCCGCGCCAGACCCGACAAUCGUCACCUUCACCCCGAAUCCAGUCUACACGACCGGCCGCCGCGACCUCCCACCAUCCAACACCGCGCCUCAACCGCCCGGCACACCACUAUCCCUCCCGCCGGCACUGGAGCCGAUCCGCUCGAUCUUAAGGAGCGCCAACACCUACACCUACAAGGAGAACGAAGGAUAUGAAGAGCGUACAGCAGAGUACCACCCCACCCUCCGCGGCGGACAAACCACCUACCAUGGCCCUGGGCAAAUGGUUGCAUAUACCAUCCUGGACCUGCGCCGGCUGGGAUUAACACCUCGGUGUCAUAUCCGGGCUCUGGAGAACAGCGUGAUCGACUUACUUGCUGCGUACGGGGUGCGCGGGUUCACCACUGACGACCCGGGGGUAUGGGUUUCCCCGAGAACAAACACGAGUGAUGGCGGCUCUACAGCGUGCAAAAUCACGGCCGUGGGCGUCCAUCUGAGGAGGAAUAUCAGUAGCUUCGGGAUCGGGCUUAAUGUGACGGACGAACCAAUGUGGUAUUUCCGUCAGAUCGUGCCGUGCGGGCUUGAAGGUCGCGAGGCGACGAGUCUGGAGGCGCAGGGCGUGCGUGGGGUGAGCAUGCAGGAUGUUGCAACGGGGUUCGUGGAUGCUUUUGUGCAGCGGGUGAAUGCUUUGGCCUGUGGGGAGGGCAAGAGGGGGGAGAAGAUUGAGGGUGUGUAUCGAGUGGAAGAAAAGGAGUUGAGUCAAUUAUAA